Messenger RNA from Vicugna pacos (alpaca), 3019 nucleotides. It is a transcript of the gene BCAM, whose product is annotated as basal cell adhesion molecule (Lutheran blood group). The record is from RefSeq and is a predicted model, not a curated record. Gene Ontology annotation, molecular function: laminin receptor activity. Lineage: Eukaryota; Metazoa; Chordata; Mammalia; Artiodactyla; Camelidae. Gene Ontology annotation, cellular component: plasma membrane.
GGGGCCUCGCGGCUGCUGGUGCUCACGCUCCUGCUGGGGGCGCAGCCAGGUGCCAAGGCUGAGGUGCGCCUGUCUGUGCCCCCCCUGGUGGAGGUGAUGAGGGGAGAUCCUGUCACUCUGGACUGCACCCCCUCGGGGACUUAUGACUAUUUCAUGCUGGAAUGGUUCCUGGCCGACCGCUCUGGGAUCCGCCACCGCCUGGCCUCUGCCGAGCUGCAGGGCUCUAAGCUCCAGGACAAGGUGCAUGAUUCCCGGGGCCGCAGCCCUCCGUACCAGCUGGACUCCCGGGGGCGCCUGGUGCUGGCCGAGGCCCAGGUGGGCGACGAGCGGGACUACGUGUGCGUGGUGAGGGCGGGGGCAGCGGGCACUGCCGAGGCCACCGCGCGGCUCAUUGUGUUUGCAAAACCAGAGGACACCGAGGUUACCCCCAACAAAGGGAUAUUGUCUGUGAUGGAGGACACUGCCCAAGAGAUUGCCACCUGCAACAGUCGCAACGGGAACCCAGCCCCCCAGAUCAUGUGGUAUCGGAACGGGCAGCGCCUGGAAGUGCCCAUGGAGAUGAACUCCGAGGGCUACAUGACCAGCCGCACAGUCCGGGAGGCCUCGGGCCUGCAGUCCCUCACCAGCACCCUCUACCUGCGCCUCCGCAAGGCCGACCGGGAUGCCAGCUUCCACUGCUCCGCGCACUACCGCCUGCCCACAGGCCAGCACGGCCGCCUGGACAGCCCGGCCUUCCACCUGACCCUGCACUAUCCCACGGAGCACGUACAGUUCUGGGUGGGCAGCCCGUCCACAACAGCGGGCUGGGUACGUGAGGGUGACUCUGUCCAGCUGUUCUGCCAGGGGGACGGCAGCCCCAGCCCAGAGUACACGUUUUUCCACCUUCAGGACAAGCAGGAGGUUGUGCUGAAAACAAAUCUGGAGGGGAACUUGACCCUGGCGGGGGUACAGCGGAGCCAGAGUGGGACCUACGGCUGCAGGGUGGAGGACUACGACGCUGCUGAGGACGCAGAGCUCUCCAAAACCCGGGAGCUGCACGUGGCCUACCUGGACCCACUGGAGCUCAGCAUUGGAGAAGAGCUUUCCCUGCCUCUGGGCAACAGCACAGCCGUGAAUUGCUCCGUGCAAGGCCUGCCCACCCCAACCCUGCGCUGGACCAAGGACUCGGCACCCCUGGGGAAUGACCCCACACUCUCCCUCCGCUCCAUCACCUUUGAUUCCGCUGGCACCUACGUAUGCGAGGCCUUCAUGCCCACUGUCCCCCUUCUUAGUCGCACCCGGAGCUUCAAGUUGCUGGUCCAAGGGCCACCAGAGUUAAGGGCAGAGGAGACAAAGCCUAAAGCAGAGGGCAGCUGGAUGGAAGGAGACGAAGUCAGGCUGACCUGCUAUGCCCGCGGCUACCCAGAGCCCAAACUCAGCUGGAGCCAACUGGGCGGCAGCCCAGCAGAGCCGGCCCCCGGAGAGCAGGGCUGGGUGAGCAGCUCCCUGACCCUGAAGGUGACCAGUGCCCUGAGCCGAGAUGGUGUCUCCUGUGCGGCCUCCAACCCCCACGGGCACGACCAGCACGUCUUCCACUUCGGCACUGUGGCCCCCCAGACCUCCCAGGCCGGAGUGGCAGUCAUGGCCGUGGCCGUCAGCGUGGGCCUCCUGCUCAUCGUCGUUGCUGCCUUCUACUGCAUGAGACGCAAGGGCCACCCCGGCUGCUGCCGGCGCGGGGAGAAGGGGUCUCCGCCACCCAGGGAACCAGAGCUGAGCCACUCAGGGUCAGAGCGGCCAGAGCAGACGGGCCUUCUCAUGGGAGGUGCCUCUGGAGGAGCCCGGCGUGGGAGCGGUGGCUUCGGAGAUGAGUGCUGAGCCUGAGGACUGCCCAGAAGCAGCCAUGAACCUGAUGUGGGGUUGAGGGGAUCAGAAAACCAGCCCUGCUCCCGCCUCCGCCUGCCCCUGCCUUCCCGGCCUUCCCUUUUCCCUCUCAGACCCUCCCUUCCUUCCUCUGUAAGCUGGGCAGGGACCACAGCAGCCUGCUGCUGUUGGGAGGGAGGGAACCUUCCUCUAGGGAGUGUGACUCUCCCAGGCCCCAGAAUAGCUCCUGGACCCAAGCCCAGGGCCUGGCCUGGGACGAGCCUCUGAGGGUCGGCUGGCCGGGGCUAUUUUUACCUCCUGCCUCCAUUGCUGGUCCCCCCACCUGACGUCCUGCUGCAUAGUCUGACACUGGAUCCCCGCCCCUGCCCCCGCCCCAUUAUCUGUGGACACUGGAGUCUGGAAUAAAUGCUGUCUGUCACGUGGACCCCAUCCUGUGGCCAGAGCCUCCUCUGGGGGAUGAGAGGGGAAAGGGAUGCAGGUGAUGCGUCCCUCCCCGCUGGCCCUCCAGCCUCCUUGCUGGACCUCAGGAGAAAUCUGAUGUCAUGGAGCAAGAAAUGAGAGAGAGGAAGAAAACACAGGGUGACUCAGCUGGAUGAGGGUGGAGGAGAGAGAUGCUGGGGGUCCAGAGGGAGCUGAUCCUGGAUCCUGAGGACCAGUGCCUGCUUGGGGGUGGGGUGCCGUCCCUGUAAGUAAAAGUUCCCAGUCUCUCUUGCCAGAGACCCAGAGGUAACUGAAGCUUCCAGAGGAAAAACUCUCUCUGAGCUGUAGAGUGGAUGGAAUUAGGAAUUUAGCUGCCUCUUCUGGGGCCAGCCUAGUGCCUGCAAUUGAGGAUUCCCUAGGGGAGGAGGGGUGGCUUGGAGGAACCCCAAUGAAGGUGCCUGGGGCAGAGAGAAGAGAGGUAGAAACAGUGAGGCCAGCUAGAGAGAUUUAUGGAGGCCAAGGAAGAAGGAUUUGACAGGAUGGUGAGGUUUAGGGGGAGGCAGGAGAGAUGGACUGGAGCAACUCAGAGAUGAGAAAGACCUGUAGAGUCAGACAGACAGAGAUUUAGGGGGAGAGAGGCAAAGACAGACAAAUCCAGGCAUACCAUAGACAUAUUUCAGGUUUGGUUCCAGACCACUGCAAUAAACCGAGUAUCACAAUAAAGCGAGUCAUACAAUUU